Ciona intestinalis (vase tunicate) is the source of this 1302-nucleotide messenger RNA. The record is from RefSeq and is a predicted model, not a curated record. Lineage: Eukaryota; Metazoa; Chordata; Ascidiacea; Phlebobranchia; Cionidae.
GUUGUUUUAUCUUACCUGCCAUGUUACUGUGAUUGCAGCUUCAGUUAAAAAUGAGCGAAAGUUUAAUUUUCGUGUCACAGAAAAUGUCCCGAGUUCGGUGGAAACCGAAUUCAACUUCGCUUCAGAAGUCGAGUGUAUUCGCUGCUGGAAGUUAUGAAGAUACGAAAAACUCUGUCUCACUAUGGGAAAUCACACAAACCAACAAACUUAAAAACAAUCCCGAGAUGGAAGAUAUUGAUAAUGGACAACCUCGUAAAUUCUCAUCAUACGCAGUCAAGGGGGACGUGAGUGGACUUGACUAUGCUGACUCCAGCUUAAUAGUUGCCGGUACAAGUUGUGGAGAUAUUCUUCUGUUUAAUUCAUCAGAGUCGUUGGUCCUCCAGCAUGAGUGGAAUAGACUUCAUGGAAGAGGAGGAUGUACGGAUGUUGCAACAUCUUUACCAGGAAUCGUAUCUGUUGGUGAGGAUGGCAACAUCAACUUGAUGAGGAUCGAGAGCAAACGACCACUGCGUGUGAUUGAGCAUGGGGACAGCUGCCCAAUCACGAGUGUCCGUUACCUUACAUCGAGCGAGAUCGUUACAACAAAUACUGUGGGUCAGCUUCGUAUGUGGGAUACGAGGUCACCUAGUGACUCACCUACCAGGAUCAUGGUGUCCAGCGAUCAACUGGUGGCGCUAAGGAGUGUGGACCAUCACGCAACUCAGAGUCAUGUGUUAGCAACAGGUGGUGCAGAUGGUUGUGUUACUUUGUUUGAUAUUAGAAAGGAAUGUGCACCUGUCAAUAAACUACAAGUCCAUGAUGAAGAUGUUUGGGAAGUUCGUUUUCACAAGACCUCUCCCUCCCACCUCUUCACUUGUUCCCAAGAUGGAAGUGCCAGGAGACUCGAUUCGACCUUUGACCUCAAGGUCAUGGCCCGUGAUGGUGGGGGUUCGGCUCCUGAGGUGUCAGAAGUUGUUUCAAAGUGUGGACUGUCAAUCAACUCCCUGGAUGUCAGUGGUUCAUCACUUGUUUGUUGCAAUGAUGCUGAAGCUAUUUAUGUCAUAGAAGAUGCUGUAUGACAUCACUAUAGAAUGUGUGAUGUCACACUGCAUGCAGUGGUGCUACAACCAGCAACUGGGCGAAGGAGACUUUUUUAGGCUAGUGGUCAAGUUGAAACAAGGCAUACAGUUUUAUUGCGCAGUCCAUUUCAAACAACAUUUUGUUGUCAAAUCUAGGUUAUUUUUGUGUAGGUUAUAAAAGUCUGUAUUAUACCACUAUUUUACACUGCCAUUUCUAUCUGAAUAAACUUUAUUACCCAAUGUA